AACUCAGAUGACGGACAGAAGAGCAGCGAGCUGACAGCUGACUGAUCUGUGAAGCGACUGUUUGCUGUGAACAGGACCAGUGUUUGGGAAACAGAUCUCAGUGGUCGACACUCCAGGAAUCUGAGACAGCGAGGACAGUACAGAGGACAUUAAGAUCUACUGUCAGGAUCUACUGAAGUCCAACAAACCAUGUCUGUUCCUGGUGGUUCUCAGCAUCUGGAGGUUCCCUCUGGAGGAGCAGAAGGCUGCAGACACAGCUCUGAAGAGAAAGAAGGCAAACUCCCAGAUGUAGAGAAGAUGUUUUCAGGGACAUCUCACCUCUUCAACAAUGAGGAUGGAGAUCAGGAACAAGUCCAGGAUCUGCUGCUGAAGACCAGAAACCUUGGAGAGCAUCAAGCACUGGACCCAGCAGCUGGUUUGGAGGUUCAGAGGAGGAUGGUUCUUCUUGGUCUACCUGGAGUUGGGAAGAGUUCUUCAGGAAACACCAUCCUGGGAUGUGAGAAGUUUAAAUCAGACUGUAACUUUAACUCAGUCAGUACAGAGUGUGUCUCUGAAUCAGAAUCAGUGGACGGUCGGCUGAUCCAAGUGGUCGACACUCCAGGAUUGGCUGAAGAAGUCCUGAAUCCUGAGCAGCUUUACGAGGAGAUCAUGAAGACAUUAGUGGAGACCAGUCCAGGACCACAUGCCUUUGUUAUUGUGGUCAGAAUAGGAAACAUCUCUGCCGCAGACCAGAGACUGUUAGAGUUAGUGCCCAAACUGUUUGGAGGAGAUGCCUCUAAGUACACCAUGGUGCUCUUCACUCAUGGAGAUGAAGUGAGAGGUCGCUCCAUGGAUGAGCUGAUCCAGUCCGACAGCUGUGUGUCUGAUCUGGUGUCCAUGUGUGAUGGGAGGUACUGUGUGUUUGACAACACUCAGAGAGGAAGGAGGCUGCAGGUCAGAGAGCUGCUGAAUAAAAUAGACCAGAUGGUUACAGCUAACGGAGGAGAACACUGCACCUCUGAUAUGUUCAGGAUGGCUGAGACCUUGAUCAGAGAGGAAAAGAACCGAGCAGCUCAGUCAGCUGAUGGUAACCGAGCAGGUCAGUCAGGUGGAGCCAGAGGGAAACCAGAUAAGAAUCCACCGUGGGAAAGAAUAAUACCCUAUGUAGUAGGUUUUGGGGUGGCAGGUGGAGUGGCAGGUUGGGCAGUAGGUGCAUCCACAGACAACUUGAUAGUUGGAUUGUUAGUUGGUGUGGUAGUUGGGAUGGUAGGUGGGGUGGCAGGUGGGGUGGCAGGUGGGGUGAUAGGUGGAGUAAUAGGUGGGCUGGUAGGUGGGGUGGCAGGUGGGGUGGCAGGGGUGAUGACAGAUGGAGUGGUGGUAGGUGGGGUGGUAGGUGGUGUGGCCGGUGGGGUAGUGGGAGGGGUGACAGGUGGAGUGGCAAGUCGGGUGGCAGGUAGGGUGACACGUGAGGUGGUUGGUGGGGUUACAGGUGGGGUGGCUGGUGGUGUGGCAGGUGGGUUGGCAGGUUACUUUACAGGUGUGGGGGAAAUUUGGGUUAAAGAUGGGAUAACAGGUGGGGUAACAGGUGGGGUGGUAGGUGAGGUGGUAGGUGGAAUGAUAGGUGGAGUGGUAGGUGGGUUGGUACUUGCAGGUGAAAGUAUAGUUCAUGCAUACAUCACAUCAGUUGAUAGUAACCGUCCAGAUCAGUCAGGUGGAGCCAGAGAGAAACCCGAUAAGAAUUCACCGUGGGAAAGAAUAAUACCUUAUGUAAUAGGUUUUGAGGUGGCAGGUGUGGCGGUAGGUGGGAUGGUCGGUAUAUUGACAGACGACAAGGUAAUUGGGAUCCUAGUUGGGGCAGUAGUUGGGGUGGCAGUUGGGGUGCUAGGUCGGGUGGCAGGUGGGGUGAUAAGUGGACUAGUAGGUGGGCUGGUAGCUGGGGUUACAGGUGUGGUGACAGCUUCGGUGGGAUUAGGGUUGUUCGGUUUUGGGGUAGGUGGUGUGGUAGGUGGAGUGGCGGGUGGUCUGAUAGGUUGGCUUCAAGGUAGGGUGGCAGGUAGGGUGGCACGUGAGGUGGUUGGUGGGAUGGUAGGCGGGGUGGCAGGUGGGGUGGUAACUUUAUACCUAAGUAUCUAUAUCUUUCUGUCUAUUUAUUUUCUUGAAGGUGGGGUAACAGCUUAUGUAGCAGCUGGGGUAGUAGGUGGAUUGAUUGGUUUGGUUGUGGGUGCGAUGGUAGGUGGAGUGGUAAGUGGGUUAUUUCUCGCAGGUGAACAUGUCGUUUAUGCAGUUUGUAAGAGUAAGUCAAAUAGACAGUCUAACAUGAACAGCAGAGUUUCAGAAGAUGAACAGUUGCCGUUACAGACACGAAGCAGAGAGGAAGGAGGAAGGAGACUUAGUGAGGAACCCUGACAUGAACGUGAUGUUUUACUGUGACUUUUGCUGGAGUCUGGAUGGUCUCUAUGACCAGCUCACUGUUCUACUGUCUGAUCUUACAGCUGGUCUUCAGUAUCCUCUGAGUCUUGUCCUCCUUAUAUUCAGCUGCUUUCCUCAGUGAUGUUAAACUUUGAGUCACGUUUUACAUUUUUAUUGUUGCGUUAUUUUCUUUGUGUGUUUGAACAGUAUUGUUUAAUGGCAGAUUUAAGUCAAAAGUCGGGGUGGGAAUCUUCAGGCCCAUCACGAUUCGAUUACGAUUACGAUUCAGGUGCUAGGAUUCGAUUCUGAAACGAUUAUCUCCCCCCCCCCAGCUAUUACACAUUUCUUUUUGUCUCAGUGUGAGACCAGUCACCACUUUGUGUUUUUAAAAUAGUAAUAAUGAGAAACAAUUAAAUGAAUUAAUUUCCAUUGUCUUUUAUUAAAUUAAUGGAAAUGUGUAAACUGAAAAGUUACAACUUCGUUGUAAAGAACAAAAGGUAGCAGCAUCCUUGGCUUUUAACAUAUCUUGAAUCACAAUUUGUGAAAUGUGAAAAUAUGUCCUUAUUAAAAAAUGUAAGAAAAUAUGAACAAAAUCUUUAAUUUAUGUGCAAUAUAGCAUUCAAACAAAUAAAAACAUUUUACUAUGCCAAAACAAAAAACAUAAUUUUUUAGAAAACGAAUAACAGAGAAUUCUGUUUUGGUAACAACAAAAGUACUUUCAGACUUCAGAAAAAAAAGACCACGAAAAGGUCAAAAAUUUCUAAUUAUGUACAAGCAGCAGAACAAAUGUAUUUCAAACUUUUGUAAACAAAUAACAGCAGCCUUUAGUUAUAAAUAAGUCAGGCCUUGACUUCAAACUAAAUCCAGAAAACAGAAUUCCUUAGGGAAAUAUAAAAAUCACCUUUAAAAUAGUCCUCAAUGGGCCACAGAUACAGGGACUCAAGAAAAAAAAGAAACCUUAAAACAAAUGGGCCCCAAAAAAUCACAUCAGUGCAGUGCAGGACAAUGUGCUUAGUUAGGGAGUGUAGUGCAAAUUUGCAAGUUCUUGUGCAGGAACAAGAGCUGAUCUACAUGUUCAGAUGCGAGGGUACUGCGCUGGGCAGUGACAGUAUCUCCUGCAGUAGAAAAUACUCUUUCUGCAGCGAUACUGGUACCUGGAAUACACAGGUAUCUCUUGGCUAGCUUGGAAAUGAGAGGAAAUGUUGCCUCAUUCUUACUCCAUCAGCUCAGAGGGUCCUCAGAGAGAGGAAGAGGUGGGGUGCUAGUGCUACAGUACUUGUUCACUUCCUCCUGAGCUCUGGCAUAGACAGACAUGGGUUGUUGCUGGGCAUGAGUAUCAGUGAAGCUUGGCCCCAGCAGAUUCUCCCGCAGGGAAGACGACAAGGCAAUUCUUUUGGGAGCCUUGCUUUGGUGUUCCUCUUCCUCCUCGGUGUUUAGGGGGGCCUCUUCCCUCACAGUAUGCACAGGGUUUUCCUCCUCUUCCAUCCUCACCACUCGCUGUAGGUAAACACAAUGAGAAGGAAAUGUAAACAAAUAAGCUUCAAAUGUUUAAGUCAAAAUGACAUCAGCUUUACUUCAAAUCACAUUUUGAACAAAAUAUUGAAUUAAAAAUCGUGGAUUAUCUUA
Acanthochromis polyacanthus (spiny chromis) is the source of this 4014-nucleotide messenger RNA. RefSeq lists its product as uncharacterized. Gene Ontology annotation, molecular function: GTP binding. Bases 190 to 2385 code for a protein of 731 amino acids. The transcript is spliced from 5 exons. Lineage: Eukaryota; Metazoa; Chordata; Actinopteri; Pomacentridae. The record is from RefSeq and is a predicted model, not a curated record.